Messenger RNA from Branchiostoma belcheri (Belcher's lancelet), 664 nucleotides. Its product is annotated as piwi-like protein 1. Gene Ontology annotation, cellular component: P granule. Gene Ontology annotation, molecular function: piRNA binding. Lineage: Eukaryota; Metazoa; Chordata; Leptocardii; Amphioxiformes; Branchiostomatidae. The record is from RefSeq and is a predicted model, not a curated record. Gene Ontology annotation, biological process: regulatory ncRNA-mediated gene silencing.
CUUCACUCAGGAACUACCAAACCAUCAACCAGGAGCUCCCUCAGCGUGUCAUCUACCGAGACGGUGUGGCGGAUUGGCAGCUGGAGGCCUUAUUGAAGGAGGAGCUGCCACAGAUCGUGGACACCUUGAAGUCCCAUGCUGAAGGAUACGAGCCCAAGAUCACGUUCGUCAUCGUGAACAAACGGAUCAACACGCGGUUCUUCGCGCGUGACGGCUCCGGGCUGCAGAAUCCCCCGCCAGGGACUGUCGUGGAUGACGAGGUCACCAGGCCUGAAUGGUAUGACUUCUUCCUGGUGUCCACCUCGGUGCGCCAGGGAACGGUCACUCCCUGCCACUACAACGUGGUGUGGGACACCUCUGGCCUCAAGCCUGACCAAAUGCAGAAGCUCACUUACAAGCUCUGCCACCUCUACUACAAUUGGCAGGGCACCGUCCGAGUCCCCGCCCCGUGCCAGUACGCCCACAAAUUGGCCUUUUUAGUUGGACAAAGCGUCCACACCAAGCCUUCAGAAGACCUGGCGCAAACACUGUUCUACCUGUAGGUCACAGGUCACGACCAAAGGGUAGAGAUCAGAGGUCACAAGCUGGGUUUCCACAGAGAACAUGCAUGUGAUCUGGCAAAACUCCUUCGAACACUUUCCUUUCUCUAGUUUUGAUCAACUUA